UUAAACUUUUGUAUUACAAUAAUAACUCUCUGCGGACAAAGUAUAGCAAUAGCUUUCAAUUAUUUAUCAACUCCAUUAGAAUAAUGAUCAUUGUCAACUUCUUCAUUGAAAUAUUGAAUCCAUCACCCACUACUUAGCCUGUUUUAUCCCAACUCUCUACAAACAGAGAGAGAAACCAGAGAGAGAGAGAGAGAGAGAGAUGAAGACAACCCAAUUCAUAGUUUUCAUCCUCAUCAUCACCACCAUCUUUGGCUUAUCAGCCAAAGUGAAUUCAGAGACAGAUUCUUGCAGCUCAAGUCUCAAUCUGCAGAAUGCCAAUUUGCCCUUUGAUGCAGCUUCCCUCCACUGCCUUUCUGUUUGGGAUGCUCACAAUUACAUCCUCAGAUACUCACAGACCUCAUCAAACAUAUGGACCUUUGUCCUCUCAACACCAGCUGUAAACUCAUUCAUAGCAAUUGGGUUCUCAAGCAAUGGACAGAUGGUGGGGUCCAGUGCAAUUGUGGGGUGGGUGUCCUCAACAGAACGCACGAUCAAACAAUAUUUCUUGGGUGGGACUUCAGCAAACCUUGUGGAGCCUGACAAAGGGAACCUUCAGGUUGCUAGCAACUUCUCUUUAAUUACAUCUCAGUCCUCUCGUCUGUACCUUGGCUUCCAGUUGGAGACCAGCCAGCCACAGACAAGGCUCCUAUACUCUGUUGGGCCAGAUGGGUUUCUGCCUGUGGCACCAAACUACAGGUUGAUCGAGCACAGUGACAAGUUCUCUACCUCCAUAAAUUAUAUCACAGGUCAAAGCACAUCGAGCUCACAAAGUCCAUAUUCAAAACUGAGGAAGAGCCAUGGAGUGCUGAACAUGCUAGGAUGGGGCAUUUUGCUGAUAAUUGGAGUAAUAGUUGCCCGUUACUUAAAGCCAUAUGAUCCACUUUGGUUUUAUCUUCAUACUUGCAUUCAAUCAUUUGGGUUUAUAUUGGGAAUAAUAGGUGUUGUAUGUGGAUUUGUCUUGAACAAUAAGCUCAAUGCUGAUGUCUCCACCCACAAAGCUCUUGGUAUCAUCAUUCUUGUGCUUGGAUGUCUUCAGGUGAUGGCCCUUUUGGUUAGACCAGAGAAGGAGUCCAAAGCACGAAAAUACUGGAAUUGGUACCAUCAAGGCGUAGGAAGGAUUCUCAUCAUUUUUGCAAUAGCAAAUGUUUUCUAUGGAAUUCAUUUAGGAGAAAAAGGAAAGGCAUGGAAUGCUGGCUAUGGAGCUGUUCUUGCUAUUUUAGUUGUUACUGCUGUUAUUUUUGAGUUAAGAUUGUGGUUUAAAAAAUAAUGAGUGUUUGUGGGGUACUCUUAUUUAAUUAUUAAUUAGCAUCGCUAAUUGAAAACUU
Molecule: messenger RNA, 1364 nt
Organism: Prunus dulcis (almond)
Lineage: Eukaryota; Viridiplantae; Streptophyta; Magnoliopsida; Rosales; Rosaceae
Product: cytochrome b561 and DOMON domain-containing protein At3g07570
Exons: 4
Coding region: 200-1306 (368 amino acids)
Source: RefSeq, a predicted model, not a curated record